UCGGGGGUUCGUCCAACGCUCUGUGCAGUCUGAUAAAAAGUUCGCAGUUUCGUUCCUCCGUCCGCUCGCUCUUCUCCCGCGAUCCUGCGCACUCCCCUAGAUCCCCCUCCGAAAACAUUGCGGACUUCUCUACUGAGCACACCGCCCACGACACUCUUCGAACCACAGCACAUUGAGGAGGACUUUGCAGGCCGCCUCAGCCCCGCACUCGUUACACGAUGAGCAACCAGCAGCAGGGCAAUCGCCUGCAGCUCAACUUUGGCUUUGGUGGUGGGGGUGACCGCAACAACCAGUAUGCCCAGGAGCAAGGCCGUGCAUUUCCCACCACGCCAUCGACGUUUCCACAGCCUGUGUAUCCGAACCAGGCUGGCCAGCAGGAAGUCUGGGGCGCGCAGCAGCACCAGCAGCACCAGCCACCGGGCGGCGCCAGCAGCUACUCGGGCUACUUCCAAAGCCCUUACCAGCAGGCACAAUACCAAGGGCAGCAGGGAAACUUGCAGGCCCCGGGGUCAGCUCGCUUCGAUCAGAGCCCCAAUGGACUAGCCCAGCAACUUUCGCAGCAGCACCUCGGAGGUGGCAGCAACCGCUCCGGAAGCCCCUACGGUCGUCAGCCCUCGCCGAGCCAGCAGCGACCUCGUACUGCUGACAACAGAGGCUACGGAUAUGGUAGCUACGGAGGCGGCGCUGCACCCCGACAGCCAUCGCAGUCGCUGUAUGACGAGGAGGCACCAGCCAGGAACCCUGAGAAGUACUCAACCAACAUCGCGCAGCAGGCGACCAUGUCCAAGGGCUUGAUCAACACCUUCUUCAAGGACAGCGUUCAGCGAGCGCGCGACCGCAAUCAGAGAGCAUUGGAACUCGAGUCGAUCAUGAAGGAACCUUCGAUCUCCGACAACCGCAAGGCUCAGAAGGAGAACAGUAUGCGCAAUGCCGAAAUUCAGUAUCUGCGAUUCCUGCGAACAAAGGAGAAGCCUGACAACUUCUCGACCCUGAAGGUGAUUGGCAAGGGUGCCUUUGGCGAGGUCAAGCUUGUUCAACGUAAGAACGACGGCAAGAUCUACGCGCUCAAGUCGCUGGUCAAGCAGGAGAUGUUCAAGAAAGACCAGCUUGCACACGUACGAUCCGAACGUGACAUCCUCGCCGAGUCUGACAGUCCCUGGGUGGUCAAGCUGCACACCACAUUCCAGGACAACACCUUCUUAUACAUGCUUAUGGAGUUCUUGCCCGGUGGUGAUCUGAUGACUAUGCUUAUCAAGUACGAGAUCUUCACGGAGGAUAUUACAAGAUUCUACAUGGCAGAGAUCGUUCUCGCCAUCGAAGCUGUUCACAAGCUGGGCUUUAUCCAUCGUGACAUCAAGCCUGACAAUAUUCUUCUGGACCGCGGCGGUCAUAUCAAGCUGACUGAUUUUGGUCUGUCAACAGGCUUCCACAAAGAGCACGACGCAGGCUACUACAAGAAGCUGCUUGCUGGUGGCGCCCACAAGUCGAACCGGGAUAACCGAAACUCCAUGAACAUGGAUCAGAUCCAAUUGACAGUCAGCAACCGUACACAGAUUAAUACUUGGAGGAAAUCUCGCCGCCAAUUGGCCUACUCCACCGUCGGUACACCCGAUUACAUCGCGCCAGAGAUCUUCAGCGGCCAAGGAUACGACUUUGGCUGCGAUUGGUGGUCUGUGGGUACCAUCAUGUUUGAAUGUCUUAUCGGCUGGCCGCCCUUCUGCGCGGAGGAGCCCCAUGACACAUACCGCAAGAUCGUGGAUUGGCCACGCAACUUGCACUUCCCACCGGACCAGCAGCUCGGUGCUGAGGCGGAGGACUUUGUGAGGCGCCUGAUUUGUGAUGCCGACCACCGUCUAGGCCGCAUCGGUGGUGCCAGCGAAAUCAGGCAGCAUCCUUUCUUCCGCGGUGUCUCGUGGGAUGGUCUGCGACGCAUCCGUGCGCCGUUCGAGCCGAAGUUGCAGUCGAACGUUGAUACUCAGUACUUCCCCAUUGACGAGAUCGACCAGAACGACAACAGCGCUGCUUACAGAGCACAAGCUGCGCAAUCCGGAGACGACGAAUAUGCCACCAGCUUGCCUUUCAUCGGUUACACAUACAAGCGUUUCGAUGCUUUCCGGGGUGCAUAAAGUGCUCGUCGACUGGUCGCGACGAUACACUGCACAAUUGCAUAUCGUUUUUGCAGGCUUUGGUAUCGUAUACAAGCAUCGCCUAGGCGUUGGGCCUCAUUUCUGCACUCAUGUUUUACGUCGUCGUUCAGCAUACAUUCUGUGAUCAUCGGGAGUAUCGAGGAUAGGUAUGCCUUGCUGGAGUCAUGUGAGCGGCCUCAGGAUGAAACAGCUAAGGCGCAGGCUGCGGUGGUUGGGUCGUCCCUCAGAUUGUCGGGUGAUAGCGCAUCUAUCACGAACACCUUUGCAGAGGUAUCAGAUAGGUAUUGGGAUUGUGAGGAGUUGGGCGAGAAAUCAAACAAUGUGAAACCCCACUUUGCGCUCACAGCAAACGUAAU
Messenger RNA from Boeremia exigua, 2503 nucleotides. Its product is annotated as kinase-like domain-containing protein. Gene Ontology annotation, biological process: peptidyl-serine phosphorylation; intracellular signal transduction. NCBI's taxonomy places the organism in Eukaryota, Fungi, Ascomycota, Dothideomycetes, Pleosporales, Didymellaceae. The transcript is spliced from 5 exons. The record is from RefSeq and is a predicted model, not a curated record. Gene Ontology annotation, molecular function: ATP binding; protein serine/threonine kinase activity. Bases 219 to 2126 code for a protein of 635 amino acids.